AUGUGUGUAGACAAGGCCUAUGACUUGAGGGGUAUUAACAGGCCACUUUGCCUUGAAUGGUCUCUUGAAAUAUUUGACCGGGAAAGACCAAUGAGAGGUCGUGGGGGAGGAAGAGGUGGAAAGCGAAGCCGAGGAAGAUGUGGUGGGAUGAACAGAAGUCUUAAUGGCUAUGACCAAAGAGGGAAAUGGGAAUUUGAAAGACAGAGUGGGAGUGAUAAAACUGAGAUGGAACAGACUGCUCCUGUGGAAGAGACUGCAGAAACAGAGGAUCACCAAGGGGCACCUGAAGGAGAACCUCUGACCAAAGUUGCUGAAGGGGUGCCCGUGGACGAAGUAGCUCAAGAAAUGACUUUAGAUGAGUGGAAAAAUCUGCAGCAACAUAGUCAACCAAAGCCUGAAUUCAACAUCCGGAAGCCAGAAUCCACUGUUCCUUCCAAAGCAGUGGUGAUUCACAAGUCAAAGUAUAGAGACGAUAUGUUAAAGGAGGAUUUUGAGGAUGACUCCCACAUCUUCCGAAAAGCAGCUAAUGAUAUAACUUCUCAGCUGGACAUUAGCUUUGGGAAUCUUCCUCGUCCUGGGCGUGGAGCCAGAGGAACACGAGGAGGUCGUGGACGUGUCAAAAGAGUCGAAGAUACUGGGCCUAGACCAGAAGUGGUGACACAAAUCGUUGCUCCAAAUCAUGAUGACCCUGAGGAUUUUCCUGCUUUAGCUUGAAAGAACUGUCCUGAAUGAUAGCACCUCAAAGGAGCUGUGAAGAGACCAGUUUUAUGUUGCUGUGGAAAAGGAUCAUCUGAGUCUGAAGGAAAAAUGGAUUUUUUUUUCUUGUGUGAAAUAAUUGCACUUCUAUGGUAUUGAUGGAAGGGGGCUCUGGAGAGAUCAAUGGACUGGGAUCUUGCUACAGAUUCCAGCACCUCCUUUUGGGAUAACUGUGUGAAGGCUUAUGGUAUUAUACUCAAGGGAUUUCAAUAAAGUUCAAGAGUACAGUGUUUAAAAUGUGUAUAUAAAGAUAAUUUAGAAUUUUCCAUGAAAGCACAGUGAAAUGUAAGCUGUACAACAUGGUCUGCUAUUGGAAAUCUGUAGCAAACCCCUGUAGACACUUGAAAGCUGCUUUCCCUACUCCAUUGAGUGAAAUGUACCUUUGCAUAUUUUAAGCAGUUAUACUGCAAUUUUCAUAAGUUGACAAAUAAAGAAAACUGCUAAU
Mauremys mutica (yellowpond turtle) is the source of this 1201-nucleotide messenger RNA. Its product is annotated as intracellular hyaluronan-binding protein 4-like. Gene Ontology annotation, biological process: positive regulation of translational initiation; positive regulation of RNA splicing. Bases 1 to 714 code for a protein of 237 amino acids. The transcript has 2 exons. The record is from RefSeq and is a predicted model, not a curated record. Lineage: Eukaryota; Metazoa; Chordata; Testudines; Geoemydidae. Gene Ontology annotation, cellular component: cytoplasm; nucleus. Gene Ontology annotation, molecular function: RNA binding.